CCGACAAUUACGCCACCGAGUGUUUGCUCCGCGACACUGGGUUAUUUAUAGUUGCCAUCAGUGAACGCCGUGGCUCGAUUUGGACAACAGAAGGGUUCUGAAAAUGUUUGCCAGUUUUAUUGUUAAUGGAAAGCGGUUUGAAGUAACAACCAGUGACGUGAAACCGCACACAUCGUUAAACACCUUCAUCCGGAAUCAUGCGCAUCUGACGAGCACCAAGUUCAUGUGCCUCGAGGGCGGUUGCGGGGCUUGCGUUGUCAACUUGAGCGGAGUACAUCCGAUCACCGGGGAUGCCUUCUCCUAUGCCGUAAAUUCUUGUUUGUUCCCAGCGUUCGCGUGCCAUGGGAUGGACGUUACGACGGUCGAGGGUAUCGGUAGCAAGCAAAACGGAUAUCAUGCCACUCAGAAGCUGUUGGCUCAUUUCAACGGAACGCAAUGCGGCUAUUGCUCUCCGGGAAUGAUCAUGAAUAUGUAUUCGUUGCUGGAAGCGAAGCAAGGCAAUGUGACGAUGGAAGAGAUCGAGAACUCCUUCGGUGGGAACAUCUGCCGCUGUACCGGCUAUCGGCCGAUCCUGGACGCGUUCAAAUCGCUGGCCGUUGACGCUGAUCAGAAGCUUAAGGAUAAGUGUCAGGAUAUUGAGGAUCUUACCAAGAUUUGUCCUAAAACCGGAUCUGCUUGCGCUGGCAAGUGUUCUGCCGCUGGCGCUAAACCGAAUCAACGCAAGGGACUCCAUCUGAGCUUCGAGCAGGAUCGCGAGUGGCAUAAGGUGUACGAUAUCAGUGACAUCUUUGCUAUCUUCGAGAGCAUCGGCGAUCGUCCUUACACCCUUGUGGGUGGUAACACCGCCCAUGGAGUUUACCGACGAAGCGAGGAUUUGGAAGUGUUCAUCGAUGUCAACGCAAUCGAGGUGCUGCGUAGUCAUUCCUUGGGCACUUCGCUCACCGUCGGUGCAGGAACCACCCUUACCGAGCUCAUGGAGCUGAUGACGAAUACGGCGAAGCGGAAUCCGAGCUUCUCUUACCUGGAGCACUUGGUUCGUCACGUUGACCUGAUUGCCAAUGUGCCCGUUCGAAACACUGGCACGAUUGCUGGCAAUCUGAGCAUCAAGAACCAACAUAACGAGUUUCCUUCGGACUUGUACCUGAUUCUGGAGGCCGCUGAUGCUACGUUGACUGUUUUGGAGGCGCAUGGUAAAACCAGCAUUUUUAAGCCAUCGGAGUACGUUGCGAUGAACAUGAACAAGAAAGUCCUUCUGAAUGUGGUGCUUCCUCCUCUGGAUCCGAAGGAGUAUGUUUAUCGAUCGUUCAAGGUCAUGCCUCGAGCUCAGAACGCUCACGCAUACGUCAAUGGAGCAUUCUUGGUGAAGACGGAGGGUUCCAGCAUCGUCUCGAGUAACAUUUGCUUUGGAGGCAUCAAUCCUCAGUUCACGCACGCCACCAAGACCGAAGCCUUCCUAAGGGGCCGAAAUCUGCUCACCAACGACACUGUGCAGGGUGCAUUGAAGGUUCUGGCCGAGGAGUUGACCCCCGACUGGGUGCUGCCCGAUGCAUCGCCUGAGUACAGGAAGAACCUGGCCUUAUCGUUGUUCUACAAGUUUGUGCUCAGCGUUGCGGCGGAGCUAAAUGUCACCAUAAAACCCGAAUUCAUCUCCGGUGGAACAAUGCUCAAUAGAUCUGUUUCGAGAGGCGCGCAACAUUUCUCCAACGAGCGCCAAUCGAGGGAGACAAAUUGGGCCUCGGCAAGGAAAGGCCCCAAAUUAGAAGGCCUGGUACAAGCAUCCGGCGAAGCUAAGUACGUUAACGAUUUACCGACCAUUCCGGGGGAACUGUAUGCUGCAUUCGUUCUUGGUACACAGGUGCACGCCGAAAUAGACUCGAUCGAUCCCUCCGCCGCUCUGCAACUGUCUGGUGUGAUUGCUUUCUAUUCAGCCCAAGAUAUUCCCGGAACCAACGACUUUAUGCCAGUGAAAUCUAAAUUCACACAGAAUGUGGAAGAAAUACUGUGCAGCAAACGUAUUCAGUUCCAUGGCCAACCGGUAGGAAUCAUUAUGGCCACUGACUUCGAUCAAUCUCAAUUGGCUGCACGAAAAGUAAUAAUCAACUACAAAGCCAGCUCCUCGGAACCUAUUUAUCCGACUGUUAAAGAAGUAGCAAAUGCUCAAGCAGAAGAUCGUAUUAAACCCAUCGACUAUGGCUUCACUGGUUCGCAGUACAGCGAUGCGUUGAUCGACGAACCAAGCCAUCAUUCCAUAACCGGAACAUUCGAGUCUGGAGGCCAGUAUCACUACACGAUGGAGACGCAAACGUGCGUUUGUCGGCCACUCGAAGAUGGAAUGGAAAUCCAUUCGGCAACACAAGCCAUAACGCUCACCCAAAUUGCCAUCGCCCAAAUGCUGGGCAUGCCAGAGAACAGUCUUCAGUUGAUUGUUCGCCGAAUCGGUGGCGGUUACGGUGGUAAGGCCUCGCGUGCCGUACAGAUCGCUUGUGCGUGUGCCCUAGUGUGCUACCUCACACAACGGCCAGUUCGUCUCAUAAUGACACUGGAAUCCAACAUGGCAGCCAUUGGAAAGCGAUACGGCAUUGUGUCAUCCUAUCGCGUCAAAACCGAUUCCACCGGAGCAAUCGUUCAUUUGCGAAACGAAUUCCUACACGACGCCGGCUGCAACAGUAACGAAGCACCGGACUUUGUGGAACCGUACUAUGGAAAUUGCUACCAGAAGGAGUGCUGGGCGGUGAUUUCAAAAACAGCCAUUACGGACUCGGCCAGCAAUACAUGGUGCCGUGCACCGGGCACAACGGAGGCUUAUGCUAUGAUUGAAUCGAUCAUGGAACAUAUUGCCUUCGAAACUGGCCAGGAUCCGCUGGAAGUUCGUCUCCGAAACAUGCUGGCCGAUUCGGAGAUGCGAGAACUACUGCAAAACUUCCGGCGUGAUACAGAGUACGAUCAGCGAUUAGAGGCGAUAAGACAGUUCAAUGUCGAGAACCGUUGGCGUAAACGGGGCAUCGCCAUCGUUCCGCUCAAGUAUCCGGUGGCGUACUUUGGUACGCUACACGCGCUAGUGUCUGUUUUCCAUACCGAUGGUACGGUGGCCAUAACCCACGGAGGAAUAGAAAUGGGACAAGGUAUCAACACACGGGCCGCAUUGGUUGCUGCGAAAGUUCUGCAGAUACCGCUUGAUAAAAUCAUUAUCCGACCAACGACCAAUCUUACCGCACCGAAUGACUUUUGUUCCCAAGCGAGCAUAACUUCGGAAGCCGUUGCACAUUCCGUGCUGAUGGCGUGUGAGACGCUCCUGAAAAGAAUGGAACCGAUUCGACGACAAACUCCCGACGAUGCCUCGUGGGAGCAACUGACCAACGAAUGCCACCGGCAAGGAGUGGAUCUGUGCGCUACGGCGAUGUACAAUGGCGAUGUGCUUCCUUCGUACAGUGUUUGGGCCAUGUCCUGUGCCGAGAUCGAGCUGGAUGUACUCACGGGCAAUGUGGUUUUACAUCGAGUCGACAUUCUAGAAGACGCUGGACAAACGAUCAACCCGGAGAUAGAAAUCGGACAAAUUGAGGGUGCGUUCAUGAUGGGCGUAGGUCUCUAUCUCACGGAAGCACUCGUUUAUGAUCCGCGCACCGGUGAGCUGUUAACUAAUCGAUCUUGGAACUAUCGACCACCGGGAGCGAAAGAUAUUCCGAUCGAUUUUCGAGUACGGUUGCUGCAGAACACCUUGCUUCCUACUGGUGUGCAGCGGUCCAAGGCAACCGGUGAGCCAGCCGUUAACAUGGGCAUCGUGGUGCUGUUUGCGCUAAGGAAUGCCAUUAAUGCGGCUCGUCGCGAUGCGGGUGCACCGGAAGAGUGGAUUCCGCUCGGAUCACCCAGCACACCAGACCGAAUUAGGGAGCAUGUUGGAGGUUCAUGGGAUCAAUACCUACUUCAUUGA
This is a messenger RNA of Anopheles aquasalis, 3928 nucleotides long. RefSeq lists its product as uncharacterized. NCBI's taxonomy places the organism in Eukaryota, Metazoa, Arthropoda, Insecta, Diptera, Culicidae. The record is from RefSeq and is a predicted model, not a curated record. Gene Ontology annotation, molecular function: 2 iron, 2 sulfur cluster binding; oxidoreductase activity; FAD binding.